Dendrobium catenatum is the source of this 772-nucleotide messenger RNA. Its product is annotated as CASP-like protein 1D1. Lineage: Eukaryota; Viridiplantae; Streptophyta; Magnoliopsida; Asparagales; Orchidaceae. The coding region runs from base 72 to 674 and encodes 200 amino acids. The record is from RefSeq and is a predicted model, not a curated record. The transcript is spliced from 3 exons.
AAUAUUGAUUGAUUUGAGAGGUUGGGCAGCUGAGGAAAGUAGAGCUGCUAAGCUAACUACUCCUGCCUCCUAUGGCGUCCACACCGGAGGUUGCGCUCAACAGCACCGGCGGAAAAGACCGGCAGAUGGAAUCCGGCUACGGCGCUUCUCCGGUGAAGUUGAAGAGCUUCUCCGGCCUGGAUUUUGCACUGCGAUUAUUAUUGUUCGCGUUCUCUUUGACUGCUUUGGUGGUUUUGUUAACGAGCAAGCAGACUGUGACGAUUCCCGUCCUCACCAUCACUAUCACUCGAUCCGCCAAGUUUACCAAUUCUCCUGCGUUUAUAUAUCUUCUGGUUGCACUAUCGAUCACAACCUUGUACAGCUUCAUCAGCUUGAUCAUCUCUGCAGCUUCCUACCGCUCAAAAUCAUCUCCUUCUUCAAGCUCUCUAUUUAAACUGAUGGUCAUAGACCUGUUGUUGGCAGGAAUUAUGGCAUCAGCUACAGGAUGUGCAGGCUCUACUGCAUAUAUUGGACUGAAAGGAAACUCACAUGUUCUGUGGAAUAAGAUCUGUAAUAAUUUUGAAACUUUCUGUCGCCAUAUUGGGAGCUCUACAUUACUUUCUCUCAUAGCGUCAGCUGUUCUUCUUCUCCUCGUUGUUCUCUCCUCAUUUACUAUUUAUCGUCGCAGUCGCUGAAUCCUAAUUAAUUACUUGUUUCAGUUCAGAACUAUGAGUGGUUUUAUGUUUAAUGUGGUUGUUCAAAUAAUUGAAGAGUUUUAAUGUUCUUUGUUUGA